UGAACCGGAUAUCCGCUCUGUUAUCCGGGUGACGAGGGACUUCACCACACGUGGAAUUGGACGGAAAAAACUUGCAAACGUUGAGUUUUUUCGAUAAAAAUCAACCAAUAUCGAUAUUUUUUCAUUUUUCUGAAGCUACAAGACAAGUUUUCGUCGCCAUGUUUCUGCAGUUUUAUCUCAACGAGAACGGAGACAGAGUCUACACUCUGAAGAAGGUGAAUCCUGACGGGCAGCCCACCAGCUCAGCUCACCCGGCCCGCUUCUCCCCAGACGACAAGUUCUCCCGACAUCGGGUGAUGGUGAAGAAACGCUUUGGCAUUCUCCUCACCCAGCAGCCCAGACCUGUCCUGUGAGAGAGAGAGAGAGAGAAAGAGAGAGAGGGAGGAAAGAGAGAGAUGAAUGAAGGUGAACAUGGGACUGCAAAGCAAAGACCAAGGAAACUACUGGCCCAGACUGGAGGGACUGUUCAUGCUCUGGAUAUCAGCUGUCGUUGAUGUUAAGGAUCUUUUUUAUUUGCUGUAAUCUGUUGACAUUGAUUUUUGUUCUUUUGUUUUCACUCUGAAUAAACGUUCAGGUGAAGGUUGA
Molecule: messenger RNA, 585 nt
Organism: Lates calcarifer (barramundi perch)
Lineage: Eukaryota; Metazoa; Chordata; Actinopteri; Centropomidae
Gene: nop10
Product: NOP10 ribonucleoprotein homolog (yeast)
Exons: 2
Coding region: 159-353 (64 amino acids)
Biological process (GO): rRNA pseudouridine synthesis; snRNA pseudouridine synthesis; ribosome biogenesis
Cellular component (GO): box H/ACA snoRNP complex; box H/ACA telomerase RNP complex
Molecular function (GO): box H/ACA snoRNA binding; telomerase RNA binding
Source: RefSeq, a predicted model, not a curated record